Ornithodoros turicata is the source of this 2317-nucleotide messenger RNA. It is a transcript of the gene Psn, whose product is annotated as presenilin-1-like. Gene Ontology annotation, biological process: amyloid precursor protein catabolic process; protein processing; negative regulation of apoptotic process. Gene Ontology annotation, molecular function: aspartic endopeptidase activity, intramembrane cleaving. The transcript is spliced from 10 exons. The record is from RefSeq and is a predicted model, not a curated record. Gene Ontology annotation, cellular component: mitochondrial inner membrane; neuromuscular junction; plasma membrane. Bases 138 to 1544 code for a protein of 468 amino acids. Lineage: Eukaryota; Metazoa; Arthropoda; Arachnida; Ixodida; Argasidae.
GGAAACACCGAGUCCUCCAUGUUUUCGACAUGGAGCUAGAUCGGAGUAGUUUUGAUAUUUGCCGAAAAAGUUACAAAUAAAGUUAACAAUCGCGGUCUUUUGAGAAGUUCGCGACCGACGAAUGUUAUAAAUAGCAGAUGGAACCAACUUCUACAUACACGGAAUUCAGCAGACCAGCUGCCCCUGUCAAAGUGGAAUCCGCCGCACACAAUCACAAACCCCGGGAAAAUGACGUCUUAGCAUGCGAUGAAGAAGCCGAAGUGGCCUUCUACAGUCGAGAGGGGACGGAGGCCGACCUGACCCCGUCCUGCGGCCGAGGAGGAUGGGCCGAAGGGGGAGGGGAAGAAGAGGAAGAGGAGCUCAAGUACGGAGCCAAGCACGUCAUCAAGCUCUUUGUCCCUGUCUCCCUGUGCAUGCUGGUCGUCGUGGCAACCAUCAGCUCCAUCACGUUCUACCGACACACAAACACCUACCUGGUGUACACGCCGUUCACCGACCAGACCGUGGACACGGGAACUAAGGUCUGGCAGUCGUUUGCCAAUGCCUUUAUCCUCAUGGGUGUUAUUGUCGUCAUGACGAUUCUCCUGAUUAUCCUUUACAAGUUUCGUUGCUACAAGGUAAUUCAUGCCUGGCUUAUCAUCUCCUCUUUGCUGCUGGUGUUUCUGUUUGCCUACAUAUAUCUUGGGGAAGUCCUGCGUGCUUAUAACAUUCCUAUGGACUACAUCACAGUUGUGGUGGCCAUGUGGAACUUUGGAGUGGUCGGCAUGAUCUCCAUUCACUGGAAAGGACCCCUGCUCCUUCAACAAGCCUAUCUUAUAUUGGUGUCUGCCCUGAUGGCCCUCGUCUUUAUUAAAUACCUGCCCGACUGGACGGCCUGGGUCGUUCUCGGUGUUAUUUCCGUCUGGGACUUGGUGGCCGUCCUCUGCCCUAAGGGACCGCUGCGGAUCCUCGUCGAAACUGCGCAAGAAAGAAACGAGCCCAUAUUUCCAGGCUUGAUAUACUCUUCUGCUAUGGUGUGGUACGUGGCUGGCAUGGCCGAUCGAGACCCGUUCUGUCCGUCACAGAACCAGCACGGAAACCCCAGUGAUACUUCUUCGGCAUCCGCCGACACUCCCACAAACCAGGGCGAUGGGUCAGUGACAGUAGUGACGCCCCGGAUGCAGGACUCCCGCAGGAGGUCCCAGCGCAGAUCCCUCACACAUUCAGGCUCCGAUGAGCACCUGCCCGGGGAAGACGCCAACAGUCCUCCUGCCGUGCCUCAUCACGAGGAAGAGAGAGGUGUGAAAUUGGGUCUGGGAGACUUCAUCUUCUACAGCGUCCUGGUGGGAAAGGCUUCGUCCUACGGAGAUUGGAACACGACGGUGGCCUGUUUUGUUGCCAUUCUGAUCGGCCUGUGCCUGACACUGCUGCUGCUGGCGAUCUUCAAAAAGGCCCUACCAGCGCUUCCUAUCUCCAUCACGUUCGGCCUCAUCUUCUACUUUGCAACCAGUUCCCUCGUCCAGCCCUUUGCCGACAGUUUGGCCAGCGAGCAGGUCUUCAUCUGAUUUCACUUCUUCCACAUCGAGCAACAAUGUGCGCUAUAUAGUUUAUGUACAUAGAUUAUUAAUAUGCCAAUUUAUAUUAUUAAUAUGUGUAUGCCCGGGUAUUUUAUUAUGUUGCAUUGCUCAAAGCCAGGCCGUCAUUGAGACCAUACGUAGUUUAUAAGAAAUAAAUGAUAAAUAAUUAUAAGAAAUAAAAAAAAAACAGGAAAUAUAGCGACACCCCUUGACCCUCCACUCUUGAUUCAAGACCUAGAUCACCUUAUAUAUAAAAAAAACAUAUAUAUUUUUGUAUCCCAUGCUUCUGUGUGCCAUGCGUGGGAGCCACUGUGUCUUUAUUCGCAUUGUUCAUUCACGUGGAGCAAUUUAAUUGCAGAAAUUAGGUUAAUUCACAUUAUUUUCUAUGUCUUUAGGCCUCAAAGUUAGCCUAAACAGCGGUCUGUUCAUCGCACUUUAUGACCUUUUAUAGCAAGCUGUUGCAAGCCUAGCUAGUGCUAUUUUCUUCUUGUUAAUCUAAAUCUUUGUUUAAGCUGCUAGACAGGUUUUCUGUGUGAAAGUUGUGUAAGCUCAUGCAACAUGUGAACUGGAGAGAAAACACGUUUUUUGAAGACCUACUUGUUAUAACAAUUGUGCUGAUGUAUCACUCCAAACACGUUCUUUUUGUCAUCGUACAUAAUUUAUUUUACGUGUCUGAAAUGCCAAAGCUGCAAUGUUGAAAUGUGUUUUAGUUUGAAGAAGCUGUAGCCGAUGUAAAACGUAAUAAAAAGUGAGAACAUGUC